GGCUUUGAUGCAUAUUCUGAAUACAGUCAGGUACGACUUGGGACUCACCGCUUGGUCACUUCGCUCUCCAACCAGGUAGGUCACACGUAUCGUUAUCAAUAUUCAUAUGCAUUGGGCGUGGUGUCACUAGCGGACAAGCAGUCUGUCCGGAUGGAAGUCUGUAGGACAAUUGCUGACUUGGAAUACUCGGCUUUGCUCCUCGUGCUCCCCAAGAACGAAGUAUCAGUUGCUGUGAGGACAUGAGAUUGAGAGAUAUUCUUGCUUCAAGAGCAAAAUCACGAUCUGGCGUUUCUUUUGGAAAACGAAGUCCUUGACCGUAGUAAUUCAAACAAGCCUCGCAAUCACCAUAACACAUUCUCAAAACAUCAUUCGAAGCAUAUUCAGCGAUGUGCAUUGCAAUCAUCUCGACAGCACAUCCGGACUACGCCUUUGUCCUUCUCUCCAACCGCGACGAAGUCAUCUCGCGCCCGACUCUUCGUGCCGAUUGGUGGGAUGCUCCUCACGACCAUGUCCUCGGUGGGCGUGACCUCCAACGUGCGGAGCGCGGCACAUGGCUCGGGAUGACGAAACAGGGACGAGUGGCAGUGCUGACGAAUUUUCGCGAGCCGGGUCUGGAAGUUGCGAAAGACAAAAGUCGAGGCGGCAUCGUAAAUGCUUAUUUGAGCACGCCGCCGGGGGCGAGGGAGGAGACCGAAGCUGAAUUCGUUGAGCGCCUGGCAAAGGAAGUCGGAGUUCACGAUGUCGGCGGAUUUACUCUGGCGUUCGGCCGGCUCAGAGCGGCGAAAGGUUCAAGAAAGCUCAGGACGAAGCCGACCACGGAGACCUCAGCAUCUUCAGAUCAUCCUAGCACGGCUCACGUUUCUCCAUCGAUAUCAACGCCAGACUCAACACAACCAACAACGAAUCAUCCCUACAUCCCACCAUUUGCGAAACCCGUCCAAACAGAGACCGCAUAUCCAGGCCUCUCCCUCGUAUCCAACCGCACCCCCAUCCCCUCCCGCAGCGAUCCCAAUCACGAAUUCACACUCCCACGCAUCCUCACCACCGUCCACGAGACCCACGCCCUCAGCAACAGCACCUUCGAGGAUAAGACCUGGCCGAAGACGAUUCACGGCUGCCAACUGCUCCGCCAGGCGCUCCACGGCCACGUCUACCGCGCCCGCGGCGACGAACCCGCCCUACUGAACCGUCUCUUCGAAAUCCUCCGUAUCGACCUCCUGCCCCAACGACAGGCACACGAAGAUCUGGAGACGCACGCCAAUCGCAUGCGAGGCAGCAUUUACAUCAACGCCGAGAAGGGCGAGGUUUCCUCCGAGACGGAUUCGACUCAUCACACCGAGGAGCCUUCCGUCGUUGAUGUGAUUCCUCGGCCGAGAAAGGAGCAGUUAUCGAGCACCGCGUAUGGCACCAUGAAGCAGACGGUCAUCCUGGUCGAUCAUGAUGGCAAAGUCACUUUUGUGGAGAGAACGCUCUGGGACGAGAAAGGCAGGAGGGUGCCUGACGCUGAGGUGGAGAAGAGGAUCGAGUUUGAAAUCGAAGGCUGGUGGAAUGGCGAGGAAGAGGAGAGUGAGAUGAGCGCGACACAGAGCGCGGGGGAACAGGAGGUGCCUGAGACGGGUUAGACGAUCGACUUGCGAGGGCUGCGGGGGCGGAUUGGAUGACCGUGAUGGGAAGCCAGCGAGCAUUGGAGUGGAGGGAGGUCUCGAGGAUCAUGAAAUCAUUCGUGAUGA
This is a messenger RNA of Dissoconium aciculare CBS 342.82, 1730 nucleotides long. Its product is annotated as DUF833-domain-containing protein. Gene Ontology annotation, biological process: Golgi organization; protein secretion. The transcript has 2 exons. The coding region runs from base 387 to 1622 and encodes 411 amino acids. Lineage: Eukaryota; Fungi; Ascomycota; Dothideomycetes; Mycosphaerellales; Dissoconiaceae. The record is from RefSeq and is a predicted model, not a curated record. Gene Ontology annotation, cellular component: Golgi apparatus.